UUAAAAUUAGAAAAUACCGUUUAGUAAUAACAGAUAUUAAAUACCGUUAAAUAACUCUUGGAGCGCUUAUAUGUUAUAUGUGCGAGUUUAUAAGAAAAAAACAUAAGCAUACUGAACAUAUGUUUUGUAGUCGCUUUAUCAAAUUAUUAAGUGCACUACUAAUCUGUCGAUAACAACAAUUUGAAGCCUCCCAACCAUAUUUGGCACGUCCUUUCCCGAGUAAAGCGCGUUUGUAAUUCGUUCUUCAAAUAUUAUUUAGCUUGUCAAUAAUCCGCGUAGUGUGCGCGUAAAGAAUACUUCUAAAUAUUUCUCCAGUGUCCUUAGAAUAAUCGACCGGUAUACAUCCGAAUGUGUUUCGUGCAUAAAGAAAUUUAUUAUUUUCGCUACGGUACCAAGUUCCGUACAUUGUUCACGAAUUGAUAUCACAAAUAUAUAUAUAAUUGUCCAAUACUUCAUUCAAAUAUUAACAUGUUAGCAUUUUUUCAAAUACCGGCGUUUCGUGGUCCAGUGACGGCGGAUCGUUAUAAUUAUUUCUUUAAUCCAAACAUUUGUCAUGUUUGUAAGUUGAUAAUUUCUAGCAAAUGGCUAAGAUGUGAUUAUUGUGAAAUGAUCAGGAUGGGACACUCGUCGAUCCAGUAGGAAGAAAUGGAUCCAGUCGAGGACGGAGUUGAUAUGUUUAAUCCAAGAAAGACUGUCACGUAAUCUCGAAUUGCACGAGAUGGAGAUAAUCAUAUACGCAAGAUCGUGUCGUAUUUGUUAUCAACAAGCGAAUUUACUAAUGUGCACGAUGUGCUAUUCCACCAACUAUUGCAUUGAGCACGCAGAAAUAUUUCAAAGAGUCCAUAGUUCCAAUUGCCAUAAACAAUUUUUAUGUCUCGUUCUAGAUAUCGCAUUGGUAAACUAUUUUGCAGAUUUAUUAAGAUUCACUAGAUCGCUCACUACAUACGAAUCAGUUAUUGAUAUGUACGCAUUUGUGGAAGAACAUCUAAAAGCAAACGAAAAAUAUCACAAAAACCUACAGCAUGUCCCGUUUCCUUAUAGAUAUUUAUAUUCUGAAUACGCAUCGGCGCCGCUGACGUUAUAUCAUGGGUUGCGACAUACAAAGUUAUUUGAUUCUUUAGAUGUACAAGAUAGUAAUUAUGUUAUUCAUAUCAUAGGCGCAAAGUGUUAUGAUAAACAUUAUGUUCGCGCUUUUGAAAUUUUUCUGCAUCUUUUGUGUCAUAUACGGCAUUUAACAAUUGUAAUGACAGACAUGAAAAUAUACACAGGAUGUUUUGAUAUCGGCGUUUGUACGGAUUGUAUAAAUAAUAACUCGAAGUUGACUAUAGAGUCUUAUUCUAUGUCCUUUUGCAAUUAUAUGCAUAGUAAUAUGUAUAAACGGUCAAAUGUGAUUGUAGGAUUUCAGAUAGAUUUUAAUGACAUGCCUACAUGGCCGGAAACGAUUUUAGAAAUACGCAAGCAAAACUGUCCUUUACUUUUAACCAGCAUAUCAUUAUUUGAAGGACUAGAGAACUUGAAAGUGUUGUUCACAGUUUUAAACACACGAUUAUCUCCUUUAUACUUUGGCGAAAAUAAAUUUUGUUCCCUAGCGCCACGUAGAAUUGUCGGGAGUGAUAAUAUACUUUAUCGUAAUAAGUAUUUAGUUAUAUUUUCGAAUUUAUAUUAACUAUUUGAACACAUGCAAAUUAUUUGCAGCUAUGAUACACAUUUGUUACAUCACUUUGUUAUCAUCUUUGCAAAUAAUACGAACAAUUGUAUACUGUAUAAUGUACUUUGGCAGUGUGAGAAUGUGUGUGUGUGCGCACGCGGCAUAUGCAUACGCAUGUUUAUAUA
Molecule: messenger RNA, 1833 nt
Organism: Harpegnathos saltator (Jerdon's jumping ant)
Lineage: Eukaryota; Metazoa; Arthropoda; Insecta; Hymenoptera; Formicidae
Exons: 2
Coding region: 719-1666 (315 amino acids)
Source: RefSeq, a predicted model, not a curated record